UGGAACCUUUUCUAAAAGGGACAGAGAGCACCCGGCUACACUUCCCUGUUGUGAGGUUGGUGCACGGCUGGUGGAGCUGAAGCAAAUUGGUCACCAUGCAGGUGCUCCUCCAGUGCACUAGGCUUGCUCUGGCUCUUGCCUUCAUCCUGAUUUCAUCUUCAGUUCAAGGUUCUCCUGUGCAGAGAGCCAGAUACCAGUGGGUACGCUGCAAUCCUGACAGUAAUUCUGGAAACUGCAUUGAAGAAAAGGGAAGAGUGUUUGAUAUACUUCCAGAUGAAUCCAGCAGAAUCCCACCUCUAAGGUCUGACAGUUUCUUACUGGAGAAUUCCAAGAAUUUGAAUGAAGUCUUCCCUCUUUCUGAGGACGUCUCAGGAUCAGGUUCUGGAGCAGGAUCUGGAAAUGGCUUCCUAAAUGAAAUAGAACAGGAAUACCAACCAGUAGAAGAAAAUGAUGCUUUUUAUUACAACUUUAGAUCUAAGAAGGGAAAUGUGCCCUCAUACAACCAGGACUUGGGGCAGGACAGACCAGAAGAUUUUACUAUAUAAAAGAGAGAGUUUCCCAUCUUCACACCAGGCAAUGUAUUUAAUUUGUAAUUAAAUACAAUGUAAUUAAUUUGAGGACAAAAAGCUUUUUAGAAAAUUUAAAACAUCUGAAAAGGAAGUUUAAGUUUUAUCAUCUUUUUUUCUCAUGGAUUCUUAAAGCCUCCUUUAUCUAUCCUGCUGUCCUGGAAAAUACCGGCAUUUCUUAUGUAUCAUAUUCAACUAUAUCACUAUGAAGUUAGCUAGACUCUCCAUAUCUAUAAAAUUGCUUUAAAGAAUAAAUUAUACUGUUUUUAAAAAAUUUAGUUUGAGAAACAAAUUGAGAGGCACUAUUUCAUAUCUAAGUCUUCAUGAAGCUGACUCUGAUUAUGAAAUCUAGACAUGCCUCUUUUUUGUGACAAAACACAGAUGCAACAUACCAUGAAUGUAUAGAGGAGGUAUGUACCAUGUUUUACAGUAUGAAGUUAACUGUUCUAAAACCAGCAUCAAAUGUGUUUGCGAGCUAGUGGACAUUGUUCGCUUAGAAGUGUGAUUGCUGCCACAUUUAGAAACUUAGUGCCUAAAUUAAAGCACAGUUGUUCUCUCUGUACUUCAUGCUGUGUUACCUUUCCUCCUGGAUAUCUAUGUAUUUGCAAACAGUCUAUUAAAGCAGAAGUAUUAUCAAAGA
Capra hircus (goat) is the source of this 1206-nucleotide messenger RNA. RefSeq names its product serglycin (gene SRGN). The coding region runs from base 96 to 545 and encodes 149 amino acids. Gene Ontology annotation, biological process: secretory granule organization; negative regulation of bone mineralization. The record is from RefSeq and is a predicted model, not a curated record. Gene Ontology annotation, cellular component: secretory granule. The transcript is spliced from 3 exons. Lineage: Eukaryota; Metazoa; Chordata; Mammalia; Artiodactyla; Bovidae.